ACAAUUUUGGUUGAAUAGACACACAAAAAUAAGAGAUGUAAAACUUCAUUUAUUUGGAGAAGCCAAAGUUUCGUUCAAGGGUAGACAUGAAACAUGCAGGAGUAACGAAUAUGAGGUGGUUACCUUCUGUGCUUCUGAAGAAUACUUUUCCAUAAUGUACUACCUUCUGGGUGAAAUGCAGACUCUACUGCCAGGAGAAUAUGUGUGUCUGUUCUCCACGACUCUGCCGACAAUACUGCCUUCGUCUUUUAAGAGUGAACAUGGCAAAAUUCAAUAUUUCAUUAAAGCUAAAGUAGAAAUCCCCUGGGGUGUUGAUUUAAAAGUGGAGAAAACAUUGAGCAUUAAGACUAUUGUUAAUCUCAACAACAUCGCAGAAGCCAAGAAGCCAAUAAAACGACAAGUGGAAAAGUUUUUCCGCUGCAUGUGUUGUCCUCUGACGAUGGUCCUGAACUUGCCACAAGCUGGAUAUGUGCCAGGUCAGAACAUCCCUGUGAUCCUGGAGGUGGACAACGCGAGUGACGUGGAUGUGAACAAUGUUGUCAUAAAGUUACAGAAGGUUAUCAAAUGGAAGGCUAGUGUACCUAAGAGUAAAACGGAGACAAACAUUGUGGACCUGGUGGAACUCUCAAUUGGCGGUGUCCGCGGCAAAGACUCAAAGACAUUCACUCAACAACUUUCAGUUCCUGUGGUCCCUGUAUACAACCUGCACCCGUGUUCCAUUAUGACCUGUGAUUAUAUUGUCAAGGUGAUAGCAGAAACAGGUUGCUGCCUUGUAGAUGUGACCCAAGAAGUGCCUGUGUUUCUGGGCACUGUGCCAGUGUUCUAGAAUGGAGAAGCACCUCCUGUAGAUUCCUCCGAACCCUUACAACAGUCUCAAAAAGCCACUAUGCCUAUAACACAACCACCCUUCAAUCCUUCCAUGCCAACAACACAACAGCCAUUCAAUCCUUCUGUGCCGACAGCACCACAGCCAUACAAUUAUGUUAUGCCGGCAACACCACAAUCAUUCAAUCCUAUACUGAUGGCACAACAACCUUUCAAUCCCUCGAUGGCGAUGACACAGAACCCAUCUGAUCCUUUCCAAAUGCCUCCUUUCAAUCCUCAAAUGUAUGUGGCACAA
Homalodisca vitripennis (glassy-winged sharpshooter) is the source of this 1120-nucleotide messenger RNA. Its product is annotated as arrestin domain-containing protein 2-like. The coding region runs from base 155 to 826 and encodes 223 amino acids. The transcript is spliced from 6 exons. NCBI's taxonomy places the organism in Eukaryota, Metazoa, Arthropoda, Insecta, Hemiptera, Cicadellidae. The record is from RefSeq and is a predicted model, not a curated record. Gene Ontology annotation, biological process: protein transport. Gene Ontology annotation, cellular component: cytoplasm.